Messenger RNA from Ornithorhynchus anatinus (platypus), 894 nucleotides. It is a transcript of the gene IFT20, whose product is annotated as intraflagellar transport 20. The record is from RefSeq and is a predicted model, not a curated record. Gene Ontology annotation, cellular component: intraciliary transport particle B; cilium; centrosome. Bases 112 to 510 code for a protein of 132 amino acids. Gene Ontology annotation, biological process: centrosome localization; protein localization to cilium; intraciliary transport. The transcript has 5 exons. Lineage: Eukaryota; Metazoa; Chordata; Mammalia; Monotremata; Ornithorhynchidae.
GCUUCCGGGGCCGGGCAGGGCAGGGCGAGGCCCGGACCAGGACCAGGACCAGGAUCAGGACCAGGAUCAGGACCGGCCGGUGACCGACGGACACAGCGCUUCGCACACGCGAUGGCCAAGGACGCCCUGGGGGACGCGGGGCUGCACUUCGACGAGCUGAACAAGCUGCGGGUCCUGGACCCCGAAGUGACCCAGCAAACUGUGGAGCUCAAGGAGGAGUGCAAGGACUUUGUGGACAAAAUCGGCCAGUUUCAGAAAAUAGUCGGCGGUUUAAUCGAACUUGUCGACCAACUGGCAAGAGACGCCGAGAGCGAGAAGAUGAAGGCCAUCGGUGCCCGAAAUCUGCUCAAAUCUAUAGCGAAGCAGCGAGAGGCUCAACAGCAGCAGCUUCAGGCUCUAAUAGCGGAGAAGAAAAUGCAGUUGGAAAGGUACCGGGUGGAAUACGAAGCCUUGUGUAAAGUAGAAGCGGAACAGAACGAGUUCAUCGACCAGUUUAUUUUCCAGAAAUAAACCAAGAGUGACUUUCAUUGCCCCCUACCUGGCAGAAACCAAGCUUGUAUUGUUCCAGUUGCGCUCCUGGUUUUCCGGAGCGGCGGCGGCGGCGGCGUGGGACCGGGAACCCGGACGCGGCGUCUCCGAAGGCAAUAAUCUUUCAGAAGUAGUUCGGAACCCCACGGGAACCUCUGUCGGUGGCCGGGGCUGGCCAGGGGAGCUCGGGCACGAUUUACUGGGUGAUUUUCUUCUUUUUUCCUUUUUUACAGCUCCCCCCCCCCUUUGUAUACUCUAUCAGCCUCUGCCCUGCCUCGGCACGGGCGGGCUGGAAACGACGACUCCCUUUUUUCAAUUGUAAAAUGCUUUGAGAGAAAUCAGGCAAUAAAUUAUUCUUUUUAGAAA